Stylophora pistillata is the source of this 994-nucleotide messenger RNA. RefSeq names its product high affinity copper uptake protein 1. Lineage: Eukaryota; Metazoa; Cnidaria; Anthozoa; Scleractinia; Pocilloporidae. Gene Ontology annotation, biological process: copper ion transmembrane transport. Gene Ontology annotation, molecular function: copper ion transmembrane transporter activity. Gene Ontology annotation, cellular component: membrane. The record is from RefSeq and is a predicted model, not a curated record.
CUUCUGACGAUUCGAACAUCAAAAUGUCGCAUGGCGGCCAUUCACACGGUGGGGACGGAAUGCACGGAGGUGAACAUCCGACACACGCGUCUACCGCAGCCAUGAAUCAUCACGGAGGGAGCUCAAAUCACGGUGAUCACAGCGGGGAAAUGGCCGGGCAUGUGAUGAUGUUCCAUCUCAGGACAGAUCUUAAUGUCUUGUUUGAACAAUGGGAAAUCACAUCAACGAAAGUGCUGAUUGGCUCGUGUAUCGCAGUGUUUUUCCUCGCUGUACUCUAUGAAGGCCUCAAAAUCUUCAGAAUGAGGCUGAUGCAUACACACGGCAGAUAUGUGAGAGAAAGUAAUCAAGGAAAAGAUGUCACACACUAUUGGGAAACUCGACGAGGUUGUAGACAGAACAUGUGCACCUGCCUUCAUUUGAUGCAAACCGUAAUGCACGUCGUACAAGUGGUGCUGGGAUACCUCCUCAUGCUGGUAGUUAUGACGUUUCAAGUGUACCUUGGGGUUGCUGUCAUAAUCGGGGCAGGCCUGGGCUACUUUUUGUUUGCAGGAUUAACUCCUGAGAAUAAUCCGAGGGAAACAGAGUCUUCUGCAAAUUCUGGACAUUGUAGUCCCGCAAUGGUAGUAAAAGUGACCAACUUAGACGAGAUAAGGGGUCAACUGCCUAUGGAAAACCUAAGUUUUUCUGAUUUGGCCAUUGAAAAUAAAGCGUUUGAUGGUGAAAAUAUAGGUGAUAAGUAAUUUCUAGACAGUGUUUGAGAUAAGAUCAGAAUUAGUGCUUUGGAAUUCAUUUAACAGAGACCAUCUAAUUACUCAGACAUUUAGUGUAAAUGUAAUUAUUUUUCACUAACGAGAAAAGACGGAAUGUACUCAUGCUCUGAAUUUUGUACUAAACAUUAUUUAACUGAAAAAAGAGGUCGAAAAAGCUUGCUUAAUACAGCAAAACAGAGCUUUAUUUUGCAAAAUUUUGAAAUAAAAUAACUUAUUAAUCGACA